AUGGCGCCCUCGAAGUUUGCCGGCUUUCUCCUCCUCCUUUCCAUCAGCGGAGCGGUUCGCGUGAGCGGCACGAGCUUCUUCGAUCAAAACUACCGCAUAAAAUGGGGUUACGAUCACGCCGCGCGUUUCGAUAACGGCCAGGAAGUUCAGCUCUCGAUGGAUGCUUCUUCUGGGUCGGGGUUCGAAUCGAAGAAGAGCUACGGAUUUGGAUUUUUCGACAUGGAGAUAAAGCUACCGGGGACGAAUUCCGCCGGAGUUGUCACCACUUUCUAUCUGAUUUCCCUCGAGGGGGAUAGGCAUGAUGAGAUGGACUUCGAGUUCCUGGGCAACAGGGAAGGCAAACCGAUCACACUGCAGACCAACGUGUACGCAGAUGGAGUUGGCGAUAGGGAGCAAAGGAUUCUUCUCUGGUUCGAUCCGACAGCUGAUUUCCACUCUUACAAGAUCCUCUGGAACGAUCAUCAGAUCGUGUUUUAUGUGGACGACAUCCCCAUAAGAGUCUUCAAGAACAACACGCGGAUCGGAGUGCCCUACCCGGCGCGCCCCAUGCAGAUAGAGGCGAGCCUGUGGAACGGAGACGACUGGGCGACCGACGGCAGCCGGACCAAGAUUGACUGGCGCUACGCGCCGUUCCGAGCCCGUUACCGAGGCUUUGACAUCUCCGGCUGCGAGUCCUGGGGCCACGACGCCCGCGGCUGUGAUUCCCCGGCCUACUGGUGGAACUCGCCGGAACACUGGGCUUUGGACGAAGCGCAAGAGCGGCGGCUCGAGGACGUGAGGAAGAGUUACAUGAACUACGACUACUGCGCCGACAGGUCCCGACACCCCGUGCCGCCACCCGAGUGUCUUUAACAGUUCGGAAGGGAAGGGAGAAACUCCAGAUUGAGAGGCUCUUGUAGCUAAACUGCCGAUACACCAAUCAUCAAUUCAUAGCUCAGCUCUAUUUCAUAAAUCCCGACCACGAGGCUCGUCAGCUCCAGAAUAACCACAGUCACGAGAAAACAAAAUUUAUAUGUUGCUCCUGGAUUAUCGCUAAUAAGACUAUUUACAC
Molecule: messenger RNA, 1051 nt
Organism: Rhodamnia argentea
Lineage: Eukaryota; Viridiplantae; Streptophyta; Magnoliopsida; Myrtales; Myrtaceae
Product: xyloglucan endotransglucosylase/hydrolase protein 2-like
Exons: 4
Coding region: 1-852 (283 amino acids)
Biological process (GO): xyloglucan metabolic process; cell wall biogenesis
Cellular component (GO): apoplast; cell wall
Molecular function (GO): xyloglucan:xyloglucosyl transferase activity; hydrolase activity, hydrolyzing O-glycosyl compounds
Source: RefSeq, a predicted model, not a curated record